CUAGCGACGAGGAAGAGCAUUGGAGAUUCUCGGGUUUCUAUGGUUGGGCUAAGAGAGGGGAGAGGUUUAAAUCAUGGGACCUGCUCCGUAGCAUGAGAAAUGGAUGUAACCUCCCAUGGGUGUGCAUGGGGGAUUUUAAUCAGAUCCUAUCUGGAGAAGAAAAAAGAGGUGGAAACCCUAUUGAUGAGACUAAUGCGUUAGAAUUUAGGGAGGCUCUGGAAUUCUGUGGUCUUUUAGAUUGUGGUUACGAGGGCUACCCCUUCACGUGGGAGAAUAGCAGGGAAAAUGAGAACUAUAUUGAGGAAAGAUUGGACCGAUGUGUGGCAAAUUGGGACUGGAAGUUGAACUAUCCUAACCACAAAGUUUCCCAUCUUGAUUGGUGUGGUUCGGAUCACUGUCCAAUUCUGCUGACAACAGCUGGAAAGGAGGAAGAAGAGAUCAGAUGGGGCUGGUAUUUUAAGGUGGAACCCCUAUGGUUGCAAGAUCCAGAAUGUGCCGAGAUUAUCAAGAAGACUUGUGAAGCUAAUGCAGGGGCUGGUCUUUCGGACAUAUUAAACAUCUGCAAAGCUGACUUGUUAAAGUGGAGUAGACAGAAAUCUGGGGAUAUAAGAAGGAAGAUUGAAAGAGUUGAAGGCUUGUUAAGUUCUUUCAAGUAUAAACCAAAGACUAGGAUUGUUUUGGAACAAAGAAGAGCUCUUGAAGCUGAAAGAGCUGAAUUGAUCUACCAAGAAGAACUGUUCUGGAAGCAAAGGUCGAGAAUGGAUUGGCUAAAGGGAGGGGACAAAAACUCAAAAUUUUUUCAUACAAAAGCCUCUGCUAGAAGGAAAAGAAAUACUAUAAGGAUGCUUCAAGAUGAUGGGGGGAGAAUCUAUAAAGGACAGAAGGAAGUGAUGAGCUGUCUCUCUGAUUAUUACCAGACUUUAUUCAAAAAGGGAUCUGUCCCAGAUUCUGAUAAAGUAAUCCAAGCUCUAGAGCAGAAAAUUACCCCUGGCAUGAAUGAACAAUUGUUGAGACCUUUUAAGCCGGAUGAGGUAAAGCUGGCCCUUGAUCAAAUGGCUCCUAAUAAGGCUCCGGGGUCUGAUGGCUUCUCAGCGGGUUUCUAUCAGAAAAACUGGAAUGCUAUAGGGCCUAAGGUAACUGAGACUGUUCUAAAUUUCUUAAAUUCUGGUAUAAUGCCCCCUGAGUUUAAUCAUACCCUUAUUGCCCUUAUUCCUAAGGUGAAGUCUCCCUCGACAGCUAAGGAGUUUCGACCCAUUAGUUUGUGCAGAGUAAUCUACAAGAUUAUUUCGAAGGUGUUGGCCAACAGAUUAAAGGUUAUCCUCAAUGACAUCAUUUCUGAGGAACAGAGUGCUUUUGUGCCUAGAAGAUGCAUUACUGAUAAUGUUAUUAUUGCUUUCGAAUGUUUUCAGUUUAUGAAGAACAGAAAAAAGGCGAAGGAUGGGUAUUUUGCGGCAAAACUCGAUAUGGCUAAGGCUUAUGACCGAGUCGAAUGGAGUUUUCUGGAGAAGGUUAUGAGAAAGCUGGGGUUCGAUGGAAGAUGGGUUAAUAUUAUUAUGAGUUGUGUAACUAGUGUUUCCUACUCGGUGCUUGUUAAUGGUCACAAAACAGACUGUUUUAUUCCAUCUAGAGGCCUACGACAAGGGGAUCCCCUUUCCCCCUAUCUGUUUCUCUUGUGUGCCGAGGGUCUGUCUGCUCUGAUUAAGAAAGCAGAAAAGGAAGGUCAACUCAAUGGGAUCCAGAUUAGAAAGAAGGCUCCAACUAUUUCCCAUCUCCUAUUUGCUGAUGAUAGUUUGGUCUUCGGAAGAGCAGUGUUAAGUGAAUGUGAUACCCUUAAAGGGAUUCUGAAAUGUUAUGAAGAGGAGUCAGGGCAGCUUAUCAAUUAUAACAAAUCUGAAAUCUCUUUCAGUACUAAUGUGAAGACAAGCAGGAGACUAGAGAUUGGUGGUACAUUGAAAAUCAAGGAGGUGACUAAACAUCCUAAAUAUCUAGGCCUGCCUACCGUUGUAGGAAGAUCGAAGAAGGAGAUGUUUGAAGAUAUCAAGGAGAAAGUUCGUAAGAAGCUGAAAGACUGGAAAAUCAGGACGCUAUCCCAAGCUGGGAAAGAGAUAAUGAUAAAAGCGGUAGCCCAAGCCCAGUUUCUUUACCCUAUGGCGGUUUUUCUAAUCCCGGAAGGAACUUUAAAGGAGAUUCAGAGUUUGAUCUCUAACUUCUGGUGGGGUCAAAAGGGGAAGGAAAGAAAGCUUCAUUGGUUAAGCUGGGAGGAUCUAUGCGAGGAGAAAGAGUAUGGAGGGAUGGGUUUUAGGGAUCUUCGCUCUUUCAACCUGGCUAUGCUCGGAAGACAAGUAUGGAAGAUUAUCAGUCAACCAAACUCACUGCUGACCAGAACCCUGAAAGCGAGCUAUUUCCCAAAGUCGGAUAUUCUCAAUGCAAAAACUGGCUAUAAUCCAAGUUUCAUCUGGAGGAGCAUUAUGGCUGCCAAGGAUAAAAUAGUGGAGGGAUUUAGAUGGCGUGUGGGGGAUGGGAAGUUGAUUAGGAUUUGGGAUGAUGCCUGGAUCCCAGGCAAAACCUAUUUCUUUGCGGAUCCGCAGCCAGGAGGGGUGGACUCGGAGGAGAAGGUAUCAUCACUGAUCAUCGAAGAUAGUGGAUGCUGGGAUGAGAGAUUGUUAAAGGAAAAGUUUUCCAAACGGGAUUGUGAGCUGAUUUCGAAAAUACCUUUAAGAUAUCCCCUGAACAGGGAUGAGAAAGUUUGGACUGAUACCGAUGAUGGGAAAUACUCUGUUAAGUCUGCAUAUAGCAGGAUUCGAGAAAAUCAAGGCAACACAAUCUAUUCGCUGAAUCUCUCUAUGGAUGAUUUGGAUUUCUGGAAGACCCUCUGGAAGACUCACAUCCCUCCUAAGAUUCGACAGUUUCUAUGGAAAGUUGGCAGGGGGAUCUUACCGGUGGGCCGCAAUUUGGUUGAGUGGAUGGACGAUGCGAGCACUGAAUGCCCCUUCUGCGGGCUCCCUGAAACCCAGACUCAUGCUCUGCGGGAGUGCAGUUGGAUCCGUCGUCGAUGGCAGGCCUGGGAAGGAAAGCAAUUAUUUGAAUUGGGUGAGGGAAAAUCAAGCUAUGAAUGGCUCAAAGAGGUUUGGGGGAAAUGCCCGAAUGACUUAAUCCAGAAAUUCAGUGUGGUGCUUUGGUACCUGUGGAAGGAGAGGUGCAACCACCUGUUUAACAAUGCCAAGAUCGACGAAGAAAUGGUUAUACCCAAAGCUCUGGGCUGGUUGCAAUCUUUUCUCGAUGCCCACCCUCCUCCUCCCAUUUCUGGUGAUGAUAGUCAAAUUGAUAGGCGUGAAGGCUGGACUCCUCCCCCGAUCGGAGUUUUCAAGAUGAAUUCAGACGCUGGAUUGCUCGGUCAGCAGGGAGUGGGGUUUGGUUGUGUAAUCAGGGACUCGAGUGGCAACUUUUGUGGGGCUACAGCGAAGAAGGAACGGGGGAUCUGCAGACCCAUUGAAGCCGAGGCGAAAGCAAUUAUUAUGGGGAUCAGGGAAGCAAACAGGCGAGGUUUGAGUCCUUUCAUUGUGGAAACAGACUGUCUGAGGCUUAUCCACAAACUCGAGAAGGAGGAGAAUGACACUACCGAGCUGGGCAUCUGGUGCGAGGAAAUUAAGAAAUUGGCGAAGGCAAAUGAGGUUCUCUCGGGAGUAUCGACGAGAUGGGGUUAUACACAUAGAAAGAACAACUCUAUAGCCCACUGGCUGGCACACUCUUGCUUCUGCUGGGAUAGGCAAUUUGUGUGGGUUGAUAAUCCCCCCACUUCUCUCCUACUUUUGUUACAGGCCGAUUUGGGCCAGGCCAGCUUUGGGCCGAACUGAGUUUCUGAGUUAUUGGAAUACAGGUGACCAUCAAAAAAAAAAAAAAAAUAAUACAGUAUUGG
This is a messenger RNA of Linum trigynum, 3916 nucleotides long. NCBI's taxonomy places the organism in Eukaryota, Viridiplantae, Streptophyta, Magnoliopsida, Malpighiales, Linaceae. The record is from the annotation of a GenBank genome assembly.